Lolium perenne is the source of this 1611-nucleotide messenger RNA. Its product is annotated as GATA transcription factor 12. The record is from RefSeq and is a predicted model, not a curated record. Gene Ontology annotation, molecular function: zinc ion binding; sequence-specific DNA binding. Lineage: Eukaryota; Viridiplantae; Streptophyta; Magnoliopsida; Poales; Poaceae. Gene Ontology annotation, biological process: positive regulation of DNA-templated transcription; cell differentiation. Gene Ontology annotation, cellular component: nucleus.
GGCCAGCCAGGGCAGAGGGCGAGAGUGGCUCUCUCUGGCUUUAUUUACUCCUUAAGAAUCGUUCACCCCAGCUGACCUUCCUCUCUCUCCUCCACUCCGCUCCCCAACGCCUCCCGAUUAAACCCUACUCUUUCUCUCUCCCCCACCUCCGCCUCGCGAAAAAUCCGACGGGCAAAUUAGCGGUGGGGAGGGCUUCGCCGGGGAGGAGGGACUUUUGGUUGGUUUGGUUUUGGUUCCGUGGGCGGCGGCGCAUGGAGGUGGCGGCGGCGGCGGCCGACUGUGCGGCCGGCGGCGGCGGCGGGCUGGUUGAGGUUAAGAAGGAGGCCGGCGCCGGGGACCUGUUUCUCGUGGACGACCUCCUCGACCUGCCGUGCGACGACGACGAGGAGGAGGAGCAGGUGGCGGAGGCGGCGGGGUUGGAGGACGGGGCUGGCGGCGGCGGCGCCGGGGAGGCCGGGAACGACGCGUCCGCCGACUCGUCGACGGUGACCGCCGUCGACAGCUGCAGCAACUCCAUCUCCGGCCUCGCCGACGGCGACUUCUCCGGCGGCCUCUGCGAGCCGUACGACCAGCUGGCGGAGCUGGAAUGGCUGUCCAACUACAUGGGCGGCGACGACAACUUCCCCACCGAGGACCUCCGCAAGCUGCAGCUCAUCUCCGGCAUCCCCUCGCCGUCCCAGAAGCUGGCGGCCAAGGCUGCGGCGGCGCCUCCCACUCGCGCGCCCGCCGUUGCGCCGCUGCACUCGGAGGCGGGGCCGGUGUCGGUGCCGGGCAAGGCGCGCAGCAAGCGGUCCCGCGUGGCGCCCUGCAACUGGUCCUCCCGCCUGCUGGUGCUCCCGCCGGCGCCCGCCUCGCCACCGUCCCCGGCGUCCGGGGUCUUGUCGCCGUCUGAGUCCGGCACCGGCUUCCAGGCCUUCCCGCACAAGAGGCCCGCCAAGGCGUCUGCCAAGAAGAAGGAGGGCGGCGGCCCCGCGGUGGCGCCGCUUAGCGCCGCGGCGCAGGCGGCGGCGGAGGGGCGGAGGUGCCUGCACUGCGAGACGGACAAGACCCCGCAGUGGCGGACGGGGCCCAUGGGGCCCAAGACGCUGUGCAACGCGUGCGGGGUGCGGUACAAGUCCGGGCGGCUGGUGCCCGAGUACCGGCCGGCGGCCAGCCCCACGUUCGAGCCGUCAGUGCACUCCAACUCCCACCGCAAGGUGGUGGAGCUGCGGCGCCAGAAGGACACCCCGCCGACGCUGCACCAGCAGCAGAUGCUCCUGCACCACCAGCACCAGCCGCGCCACCAGCACCACCAGUUUGGCGCCGGGCCGGGCCUCAUCCACGUGCCCAGCCCGCUGCUGUUCGACGGGCCGGCGCCGCCCGGCGCGGCGGCGGACGAGUUCCUCAUCCGCAACCGCAUUGGCCCCGACCACCGGCAGCUCAUCUAGCUAGCUAGCGAGCAAGAGCGCGCGCGCGCGCCUAGGAUUGUUUCGCAUUUAGCCCAGUAAUAAUUCAGCUUGAGCAAGAACAAGAAGAACCGUCAGUCAGUCAGCCAGCCAAAACUAAAACUUUUUCCUAGGGAGGAGUUGUUGUUUCUCCGGAUUUUAAUUUAUCUUUUUCCUGAGACCUGUA